Hipposideros armiger (great roundleaf bat) is the source of this 2995-nucleotide messenger RNA. It is a transcript of the gene RAP2C, whose product is annotated as RAP2C, member of RAS oncogene family. The record is from RefSeq and is a predicted model, not a curated record. Bases 739 to 1290 code for a protein of 183 amino acids. Gene Ontology annotation, molecular function: GTPase activity; GTP binding. Lineage: Eukaryota; Metazoa; Chordata; Mammalia; Chiroptera; Hipposideridae. The transcript has 4 exons. Gene Ontology annotation, cellular component: membrane. Gene Ontology annotation, biological process: Rap protein signal transduction.
GGGGGGGUGGAUGAGAAAAAAAAAGAGGUGGGUUCGCCUGGAGUCCCUGCGGCCGCCGCCGCAGCCGCUGGACGGCCCCCGCCCCUCUCCCCUCUGCGAACAGCGGCGCUGGGGCGGCGGUGAGACAGGAGCCGGCCCGUGGCCAUGGCCUUGGCGUGACAGAGCCUCCCGGGCGGCCGGGCGGGUGCAGACCGCAGGGCCGGACGACGCCCGUGGGAGCCGCGGCCCAGAGACCCGCCCGGCAGCAGUGACGGGAGCGGAGCCCAAAGGCCUGGGCCGGCUCAGCGGCGCUACCAGGAAGCGGGGUCCCUGGGCCCCUUUGUGUGCAGGGCGGGGGAGGGGUGCGGGCAGCCCCUAGCUGUGGGCUCCUCGGACGCCCGCCUCCCUGCGGGGGCCCCACGAUAAGCAGCCUCCAGUCCUGGCCUCCGAGGGGCGCAUUUCAUCUCCCCACCCUCGUUGGGCUUCUCCAGGGGCGCCCUCCUCCCCACACCCCCUACUUGGGCUUCAGUUCCUAUAGGAAGGGCAUUACCAUCCCAUCCCCACCCACCCCCGACACUUCGUUCUCUCCCCUCCCCCGCCUUUAACUUCCUCUUCUUCCCGCGUUGGGCCCUCUGCUUCUCUGCACUCUCCUCCCCGAAGCUCGCAGAUUUCCGCCCACCUUCCGCCUCCCCGAGCGCGCCGCUGCUAGCGGGGCGUUAUUUUCCCUCCCUCGGGUAGGAGUUGGUGAAGGUGAGACUCAUGAGGGAAUACAAGGUAGUGGUGUUAGGGAGCGGAGGGGUUGGCAAAUCUGCCCUGACUGUGCAGUUUGUCACUGGGACUUUCAUUGAGAAAUAUGACCCCACCAUUGAAGAUUUCUACCGCAAAGAGAUCGAAGUGGACUCUUCCCCGUCGGUGCUGGAAAUUCUGGACACCGCAGGAACUGAGCAGUUUGCCUCCAUGAGAGAUCUCUACAUCAAAAACGGCCAAGGUUUCAUCCUGGUUUAUAGUCUGGUUAAUCAACAGUCUUUUCAGGAUAUCAAGCCAAUGAGAGAUCAGAUUGUCAGAGUGAAGAGAUAUGAAAAAGUCCCACUAAUCCUAGUAGGAAAUAAAGUGGAUCUGGAACCAGAAAGAGAGGUUAUGUCUUCAGAAGGCAGAGCUCUGGCUCAAGAAUGGGGCUGUCCUUUCAUGGAGACAUCGGCAAAAAGUAAAUCAAUGGUGGAUGAACUUUUUGCUGAGAUCGUCAGGCAAAUGAACUAUUCAUCCCUGCCCGAGAAGCAAGAUCAGUGUUGUACAACUUGUGUUGUCCAGUAAAAAAAGAUAACCUCAAUCAUGGCCAUACCGAGCAGAUAAAACUCAGAGGAAAUUUGCACAGAUGCUGCUUUGGAGAACUUUACAACCUGGGUUGCAGAACUGAGCCUUGGUAAACCUGUCUCUAUUACAGCAUGUUGCCAUACAUCUAAUUAAGUGCAUAAGGUCUUUGGCUUUCAAGAUCCAUCGACCUUAAACAGGAAUGCUUAGCACGUUUACCAUAUGUUUAAAAUCUGUUCUUUAUCAAUCAGUCCUUUUGUAGCUUUCUAAGUUCUUAUUGAUGGCUAAUAUGCAAGAAUUAAUUUUUAAUAUUUUAAUUGAUUUCUUUAAUCAGUUUCUCAAUUGUAUUUAUUAAAUACUCAAACUCAGUAUUACCUACUCAAUGCCUUUUAAAAGAAAGUUAUAAUGGAGAAAAAAAUGAGCCUUAAACAAAUGGUUACUUCUGUAUAUUACCUCGCACCAGUGCUUCAUUCUAUUUGUAAAAUCUUUCUCCUUUAAAUGGUUGGUUAAUACUUUGAGACUUUGUUUACGUGUGGCAGUGUUGUAAAAAGAAACUAAGGAUCACAUUUUACCUGUAUGGAUGGAAUAUCCCUUUUCUUCAAGUGCAGUUUGUGGUGUGUUUUUGUAGUUAACAUGUUCUGAAAGUUGCAAUUGAUAUUUGAAAUUGAGUGUAGAACAUUUAGCUGCAGAGUUAAGCAUUUGAUUCCAUUAGGUUUUCACAUGUGUUAAUCUCAUUUACAGCAUCAAAUUGCAGCAGUAACAUUUUCCUUUCUGUGAAGUUCUAAAUUUAGUUAUGACCUACUUAGCAAUGCCUUUGAAAAGGGAUAUUGUAUCCAUGGUAAAUUAAUUGUAUACCUAAACAGAGAUAGCUCAGCUUUGCCUGUCAGGCUUGUAAUUGACAUCUAAUAGACUUCUGCACAUGUAAGAUUGAAUUCAAGUAAAAUCAUAUACACUUUCUAGUUCUUAAUAUUUGUCUUUCUGAAUAAUAGUUUAAAGCAAUAUUUGUUAAAGUUUUCUUGCACUAUCACAAUUGCUUUUUAGUUAUUUCUCAAGAAGCAUGUUCGUAGUAGAGACAAAAGUCUGCGUAACAGGAGGGAGGAUAGCGCCAAGUCUCUGGGCUUUUUUUUUCCCCUUGCAAAUGUUCUUCUAAUAGCCAUUGCCUUUCAUGUUGUUUACCUAAUCAGCACAUUUUGUCUGAAUACUUGAACAUUUUAUCAGUAACACAGGUAUAGGAAUAGAAAGGAAACUUACAAAGAAUAAUCUUUUGGUUCAGUUUUAACAUGACAAUGAGCGCUUUUUCUAGCAAUGAUUUUAAAAUUUUGUAAGUUUGACAGUAUUUUGUUGGGUUUUUAUUUGAUUUUAGUUGUGUGCAUUUAAUUUGCAGAAGUUAGUACCUGCAGCUCACCUACUGCACCAAAGUUCUCGAUUUUAGGAGCCCAGCUUUAGUCAUUUGAACAUGCUUCUAAAUAAAACAAAACAAAACAAACAAACCAAAACUAUGCUUUUGAUCUAUAAUAAUAGCUCAAUAACUUUGUCAAGGAAAGCUCUAAUAUAUGCAGUGAUGGUUUAUGGAAGGGUGUGGCAAUUUUAAAUUUAUAUUGUGUGUGAUGUUCAAAUAAAGCGAUAUCUACAUUCAUGUGAUUUAUUGGUCAGCUGACCAUUAAUUAUUGCAUAGAAAUUGAUUAAACUUUGAUUUCCUUUUUUUAAA